AUGAGAACUAACAACCAGAGCUUCCUGCGGGGAGCCCCUGCAGACUUCAUCCUUCUAGGUGUUUCUGACAGGCCAUGGCUGGAACUCCCUCUCUUUGCAGUACUCCUGGUGUCCUAUGUCCUUGCCACACUGGGGAACAUCGCCAUCAUCCUGCUGUCCCGACUGGACCCCCAGCUGCACGGCCCCAUGUACAUCUUCCUCAGUCACCUCUCCUUCCUGGAACUCUGCUACACCACCACCACUGUCCCUCAGAUGCUGGUCAACAUGAGCAGCUCCAGGAAGACCAUCAGCUAUGGUGGCUGCACAGUGCAAUAUGCAAUUUUUCACUGGUUGGGUUGCACCGAGUGCAUCAUCCUGGCCGCCAUGGCCCUGGACCGCUACGUGGCCAUCUGCGAGCCACUGCGCUAUGUCCUCAUCAUGCACCGCCCUCUCUGCCAGCAGCUCGUGGCUGUGGCCUGGCUCAGUGGCUUUGGCAACUCCCUAGUUCAGGUAGUCUUGACCGUGCAAUUGCCUUUCUGUGGGCGGCAGGUGCUAAACAACUUCUUCUGUGAGGUGCCAGCUAUGAUCAAACUCUCAUGUGCUGACACAGCUGUGAAUGAUGCCACACUGGCUGUGCUGGUGGCCUUCUUCAUUCUGGUCCCCCUAGCUCUCAUCCUUCUCUCCUAUGGCUUCAUUGUCCGUGCAGUACUCAGGAUCCAGUCCUCCAAGGGACGGCACAAGGCCUUCGGGACCUGCUCUUCCCACCUGGUGGUGGUCUCCCUCUUCUACCUCCCUGCCAUCUACAUGUACCUGCAGCCCCCUUCCAGCUACUCCCAAGAGCAGGGCAAGUUUAUCUCCCUCUUCUAUUCCAUAAUCACCCCCACCCUCAAUCCCUUCAUCUACACCCUGAGGAAUAAGGAAGUGAAGGGAGCGCUGAGAAGACUUCUGGCAAGGGUCUGGAGGCUCCGUGGGGGAUGA
This is a messenger RNA of Pteropus alecto (black flying fox), 957 nucleotides long. Its product is annotated as olfactory receptor 2B11. NCBI's taxonomy places the organism in Eukaryota, Metazoa, Chordata, Mammalia, Chiroptera, Pteropodidae. The coding region runs from base 1 to 957 and encodes 318 amino acids. Gene Ontology annotation, biological process: G protein-coupled receptor signaling pathway. The transcript has a single exon. Gene Ontology annotation, molecular function: G protein-coupled receptor activity; olfactory receptor activity. The record is from RefSeq and is a predicted model, not a curated record. Gene Ontology annotation, cellular component: membrane.